GCUCUCAGUCACUUGAUCUCACUCUCGUGUGUCUGGAAAGCUUAAAGACUGGUACGAUCUGGUCGCGAUCAAUCAUUUACACGCGAACCUGCCUACCGAACGGACUGUUGUGCGAGUGUAUUGUGUGUUUUUGAGGUUCACGUGUGGUGCAGUGAUCAAGUUCAACGCAAAGAGUGAGUCCCAGAAUCGCGGAAGAGUGAGCAACAGCUGGCAGUGUGUUUUGGUGCCUAAAAUCAUAAUCCCCUACCACGCCAAUACGAUGAAGUGGAUGAUUCUGAGCUGUUUGGUGAUCGCCGCGCUGAUGAUGCACGCCGGUGACGCUCGGCCAGAUAAGUACAAGGAUUACCCGAAAAAGGGUGGCUACGUGCCGGUCUAUGUGCGCUAUCCCAACCAAAAGCUCGGUGCGAUCAGUCCGGAGUUGGCGGCUGCCUUUCAGGAAAGCUCGGGACGUAGCUCCAGGGGAAAGCUUAUUCAGGAACUGAACCGUCCGGUACGCUUCUCCUCCGAGUCGAGCAGUGACGAGGAACUGCACAAUGACAUCACCGCCAAGCCCAAGGCAGUCAAGGUGGACUCGAUCAGCAGCGAAAGUAACUCAAACUCGAACGAAUCCAUCUCGAACGAAAAGGAAGCAAAGGAGGCGAUCAAGGAGCUGCUGAAGCAGAUGAACAAGAUCAGCAAAGCGGCUGCUGCAGCGAAGACUAAGAAAGCUUAGAUGGAGGAGAAAAACAAACGCAACAAGCUGCCAUUAGAAUAGAAAUGAAAUUUUAUAUCCCAACGACAUACUUUAGACUCAACGAAGAUACUCAAACUGUAAAAACAACACUGCCGCAAUGGGUUAAGAGGGCAACGAAAAAGCAAUUAUUUGCUAUUCCAUUUAUUUACAGAAGAAUAAAACGAUCCUACUUUA
This is a messenger RNA of Anopheles arabiensis, 907 nucleotides long. RefSeq lists its product as uncharacterized. The transcript has 4 exons. Bases 260 to 712 code for a protein of 150 amino acids. The record is from RefSeq and is a predicted model, not a curated record. NCBI's taxonomy places the organism in Eukaryota, Metazoa, Arthropoda, Insecta, Diptera, Culicidae.